Exophiala bonariae is the source of this 1683-nucleotide messenger RNA. RefSeq lists its product as uncharacterized. The record is from RefSeq and is a predicted model, not a curated record. The coding region runs from base 1 to 1683 and encodes 560 amino acids. The transcript is spliced from 6 exons. Lineage: Eukaryota; Fungi; Ascomycota; Eurotiomycetes; Chaetothyriales; Herpotrichiellaceae.
AUGGCUUUAACCUGGCAAGAACGAGGGCUCAAGAAGAGGGAAUCCACUCUUGCGAAGAUCCCAAUAGAAUGGCGACUACCUGAGCCGAUACCGUCGGCGGAGGCUCAAAAGGACGUUACUGGGCCGUACGUCCAGCAGUUCCUGUCUGCACGAGAGAUUGAAAUCACCGAAAGUGACGCCGUCAAAAUCACGGAAAACACCACGACUGGCAAAUGGACAGCAACAGAAGUCGUCACAGCCUUCUGCCAUCGAGCCGCACUGGCUCACCAGUUGACUAAUUGCCUGCACGAAAUAUUCUUCGACCAGGCCAUCGAACAUGCGAAGAAUCUUGACUCGGCAUUCGCCGCUGGCAAUGGUCCUACCGGCCCACUCCAUGGACUUCCCGUGAGUUUCAAGGAUCAAUUUCACGUCAAAGGCGUCGAGACAACCAUGGGCUAUGUGGGAUGGAUCAACACAUUCGAGGGCGUCAAGGGCACUGGAAAGGAGAAGAACGUCGAGAGCGAGUUAGUGCGCGAAGCCAAAGCGCUCGGGGGAAUACCAUUUUGCAAAACUAGCCUUCCACACACUGUUAUGAGUGGGGUGACAGGCAACAAUAUCGUUGGGUUAACCCUUAACCCUAGCAAUCGCCUGGUGAGUUGUGGUGGGAGUUCGGGAGGAGAAGGGGCCCUCAUCAGCAUGCGUGGCAGCCCAAUUGGGUUCGGUACAGACAUAGGUGGCAGUAUCAGAAUUCCUUCGGGAUUAAACGGACUGUAUGGUAUUCGACCUUCAUUUGGGCGCCUCCCCUAUGUGGGCGCGGCCAACAGUAUGCCAGGCCAGAACAGCAUCCCUUCGGUUUGCGGGCCCAUGGCAACAUCAAUUGGGAGUUUAAGAUUAAUGAUGCAAUCCAUACUAAGUCAGCAACCAUGGCUCCACGACCCAGCGGUUGUCAACAUGCCGUGGCGAGAGGCAGAGUUUGCCCAGGUCCCCGCCGAUGGCAAGCUCACGUUUGGCCUGCUCUUCAGUGACGGGGUUGUCAACCCUCAGCCUGCCGUCAAGCGGGCGUUUGAAAAAGUGGUUCAAGUCAUCACUUCAAUGGGCCAUGAACUAAUAGAGUGGGAUCCUCCUUCUCAUAAGACUGCCGUGGCAUUUGCUUUUGAAUCGUAUACUGCCGACGGAGGCCUGGAUAUCUGGCAUCACACCGGACUUUCAGGAGAACCGCCCCCACCAUUCGUCGGAGAAUUAUACUACGGCGACGAUGGGAAGACGAAAGCGCCAAAGACAGUCGAUCAGAUCUGGGACACCAACGUCAGGCUUCGACAGUAUCAGAAGGAAUAUAUGGACUAUUGGAACAGAACCGCAAAGCUGACCAAGUCAGGUAGACCGGUUGAUGCUAUUCUGACCCCAGUGUCAGCAGUAGCGGCAUUCACAUUCGACAAGCAGAUUCCCAUCGGAUAUACGCCUUGGGUAAACACACUAGACUAUACGUCGGGCGUGUUCCCCGUCACCAAAGUUGACAAAGACAUUGAUGUUCGUGACACCAACUAUCAACCGAUAAGUGAUGAGGAUAAGGAGCGCUGGGAGCAAUAUGACCCAGAAUUGGAGCACGGAACUCCAGUUGGGAUGCAACUUGUUGGGCGUCGAUUCCAAGAAGAAAGAAUCAUUUGUCUAGUAGAGUUAAUCUCUGGAGCUCUAGCCACCAAGUAA